This is a messenger RNA of Centropristis striata (black sea bass), 2272 nucleotides long. It is a transcript of the gene eva1ba, whose product is annotated as eva-1 homolog Ba (C. elegans). The record is from RefSeq and is a predicted model, not a curated record. Bases 895 to 1383 code for a protein of 162 amino acids. The transcript has 2 exons. NCBI's taxonomy places the organism in Eukaryota, Metazoa, Chordata, Actinopteri, Perciformes, Serranidae.
UACCAAAAAAGACACAAAAUUGUUUAGAAAAGACACAAAAUUAUUUUUAAAAAGACAAAAUUAUUUAAAAAAGUAAUUAAAGGGACCUUCCACACACAACACAGUAAAGUGCCAUUCAUAUAAAACUCACAUUAAACUUUCAUAUCAAGGUGGGGGCCACAAAAUAUCGUCACGAGGGCCGCAAUUGGCCCGCGGGCCGCGAGUUUGCGACCCCUGAUGUGGAUAAUUGCUGAAAAACAAAAAACAGACUGUGGUGGAGAAUAAACUUAAGUUUCACUUUAACAAAGACUUCUUUGGGAGUUUUAGGAGUCACGACCGCACACAGGAGUGAGCGGUUAAAAACACAAUAGAGGUCCUCAGAGUGACAGGAAGCCAGGAGGACAGACAGCUUCAAUGUCAGGGACACAGAGUCCAAAAACACAUAAGUCAACAACACACUGCUCUUUUUUUUCUCUUCACAAAUUGAUGUGGGAGUCCCGUCAGGCAGGAAGGAGUCCUUUGUGGCUUGUUGUGAAAUUGACUCCUGACCUCCUUUCUAGAGGCCAGUCAUGGUUCACAGUAAAUGGCGGUGGCAGAGUGCCAUGUGCCAAAUGCGUUAUGAUGAUCCCAGAUGAAACCGGUACUUUAGGAGGACACAGAGGAGCUUUUGUUUGACACUUGGAGGCCUCACCAACCCACCCAAAGGCACAUGAAGAAGAACUGUGGUCAGUGGGUUUGACAUCCAGAAUGUGACCGUGGAGGAAGUGAGCUGGGGAAAUGUUUCAGAGACUUUUAGCACCAGGAGUUACAUUCAUAUGGUGUCUUGAAUUAUACAUCUAAAUCAGACGUGUCAUAUGUUUGUUGUUUUGUUGUUUUGUUGUGUUUCAGGUGUGGAUAAUCAGAGUCAGCAUCAUCAUGGAUGUGAAGAAGAAAGAGAUGGACCUCCUGAGCAACAGCAUCGCUGCAUACGCACACAUCAAAGCCAACCCGGAGAGCUUCGGCCUCUACUUCGUGCUUGGCGUGUGCUUCGGCCUGGUGCUGACGCUCUGCCUCCUCGUCAUCCGCAUCUCCUGCAAGCCGCGCACCAACGUGGCGCCCUCCACGCCCGAGAAGAAACAGCUGAAGGACAUCAGCGAGGAGGACGAGGAGAGCGAGGAGGACGAGGACGAAGACGACGUGGAGGCUCCGAUCCCUUUACCCAGCACGGAGAUCCCCGUUGGAAACCACCACACCAGCCAAUCAGACGGGACGCUGAGCGUUAAUGUCUUCACUUCGGCGGAGGAGCUGGAGCGGGCGCAGCGUCUGGAGGAGAGGGAGCGCAUCAUACGGGAGAUCUGGAGGAACGGGCAGCCUGAUAUCCUGGGCUCGGGGACGGGGACCAUCGGGAGAGUGCAUUACUACUAAAAAUACACACAAGGCUUCAAGGGAAGGACAGACAUGGACCUCUGGGUGGGCCUGAUGUCCCUGAAGCCUGUCAGACUUCUGUUAUGUACAAAGCAGCAUCAUCAGCGUAAGCAGUGAUGUGCCAAUACUCAGCUGUGACUGAGAUGAACUCUGUGAGAUUGCACUUCUCAUGUAGCAAUGUGUAUUUUACAACUGACUACAUGGAAUUUAAACCAAGAGGUGUUUUAAAGACUGAUUCAUCUGAAUGGAAAAGUAUGAAUGUGGGAGUUGAUGGACACUUGAAGAAAUCAGUCUUUUAAAAUGUAUGGCGCUUAAAAAACAAAAAUGCACACAAAAAACUUUAUACACUACAGGUGAGAAGUUUGGAAGCAGCUUAAGUUUUCUGUUCACAAUGGCUUUCUUAAGAACCAGUAUGGAUUCAUGAUCAGACUUUACUUUCAUUGAAUUGAACCAUUUUCCUCAAUUUACCUUUAGGUAUACAUUGAUGUUACCCAGGGCCGGCUCUAGUCCAUUUGUUGCCCUAGGCGAGAUCCAUUCGUGUUGAACAGCUCUGCUUGCUGUUUCACGAAGGGGGAACUCCCGUUUUUGUUUGCCCAUGGUGCCAACCGGGCUAUAAUACAACUGUCUGUCUAUAUAAUUAUUAACUUACAAGUAAAUUUGCAAAGAAUUAACAGCUGGAGACCGCAAAGAAAGUUAGAGACAAUAGAGACAAUGAAAGUGCAAACCCCGCGAAAAAUGUGCUUAACUGUGUUAAGCUAGCAUUGCUUUAUUUCAACCUAGCUAACAAGCUAUUACAAAUUAAACGUCUUCACACAAAACAGCAUUUAAAAAAAGAUUGGGACUUCUUCUCCUUCUCCUCUUUUCUUCUCUUUCGAUACUGCUCACCGGA